CAAAAAGUAAUGUCAAAAGGCAUAAUGCACGUGUAUUUCAACAAUCAUAAAUACUCUGAAUGGUGUAUAACCGGAUUUUUAAAUGAAUGUGAAGAAGAACCGUUUGAAAUAAAGAUUGAUCUUUACAUAAAGAGCCUCAAAGAUAUUGUUAAACAUGAAAAAGAUAAUAGAGCUGAAAAAGCUCAAACCCUUAUUGACAGAUAUAAAAAGGAAAGGGAUGCUAUGAUGAAUAAUUCUGGUGUGCCGGAGAAAAGAAAUCAGGAAGUG
Messenger RNA from Entrophospora candida, 267 nucleotides. The record is from the annotation of a GenBank genome assembly. NCBI's taxonomy places the organism in Eukaryota, Fungi, Glomeromycota, Glomeromycetes, Entrophosporales, Entrophosporaceae.